Messenger RNA from Neltuma alba, 1659 nucleotides. Its product is annotated as 26S proteasome regulatory subunit 6B homolog. The coding region runs from base 128 to 1387 and encodes 419 amino acids. Lineage: Eukaryota; Viridiplantae; Streptophyta; Magnoliopsida; Fabales; Fabaceae. The record is from RefSeq and is a predicted model, not a curated record. Gene Ontology annotation, molecular function: ATP hydrolysis activity; ATP binding. The transcript has 6 exons.
AGAAAGCCGUAGUUGAGUAGCUGGGUUGGCGGUGUUUUGGAGAAGGUGAUUCCGCUUGUUCAGCUUUAGCUCUAUUCUCCGUCGUCCCCCUUCUCUCGAUACGAAAGCCUGAUUUGAUUUCUCAGCCAUGGCAGCCUCGCUCAUGGUCAUGGAAUCUAAGCCAUCUUCGGAACCACCUCCUUUUCUGCCCUCGUCGAGAUCCGAUUACCUUCAAAGUUUCGGCGAUGGAACCUCUGACGAAGACGAUCUCUAUAGUCGCCUUAAGUCGCUCCAGCGCCAGUUGGAAUUCAUUGACAUUCAGGAAGAAUACGUCAAGGAUGAGCAGAAGAAUCUAAAGCGCGAGCUCCUCCGAGCUCAGGAAGAGGUCAAGAGGAUCCAAUCUGUGCCGUUAGUCAUUGGCCAGUUCAUGGAGAUGGUGGACCAGAAUAAUGGUAUUGUAGGCUCCACGACAGGAUCAAAUUACUACGUUCGUAUUCUUAGUACCAUCAACCGCGAGCUUUUGAAGCCCUCGGCAUCCGUUGCCCUCCACCGCCACUCUAAUGCGCUUGUAGAUGUCUUGCCGCCUGAGGCCGACUCCAGCAUUUCGCUGCUGAGUCAGUCAGAGAAGCCUGAUGUUACUUAUAAUGACAUUGGAGGAUGCGAUAUUCAAAAGCAGGAAAUUCGUGAGGCAGUGGAACUACCCCUUACUCACCAUGAACUAUAUAAACAAAUUGGUAUUGAUCCUCCCCGUGGUGUAUUACUAUAUGGUCCCCCUGGCACUGGUAAAACAAUGCUUGCCAAGGCUGUUGCCAAUCAUACCACUGCUGCCUUCAUUAGAGUUGUUGGGUCUGAAUUUGUGCAGAAGUAUCUUGGCGAGGGUCCAAGGAUGGUUCGUGAUGUUUUUCGUCUUGCUAAAGAGAAUGCUCCUGCAAUUAUAUUUAUUGAUGAGGUUGAUGCAAUAGCUACUGCUCGAUUUGAUGCCCAAACUGGAGCAGACAGGGAAGUACAGCGUAUUCUUAUGGAACUUCUGAAUCAGAUGGAUGGAUUUGACCAAACAGUGAAUGUCAAAGUCAUUAUGGCAACUAACCGAGCUGAUACGUUAGAUCCUGCUCUUCUACGUCCUGGAAGACUUGAUCGCAAGAUUGAAUUCCCUUUGCCCGAUAGGCGUCAAAAAAGGCUUGUAUUUCAGGUUUGCACAGCCAAAAUGAACUUGAGUGAUGAGGUAGACUUAGAGGACUAUGUUUCUCGGCCAGACAAAAUUAGUGCUGCUGAGAUAGCAGCUAUUUGUCAAGAAGCAGGAAUGCAUGCGGUUCGUAAGAAUAGGUAUGUCAUACUACCGAAGGAUUUUGAGAAGGGAUACCGGACAAACGUUAAGAAACCAGACACUGACUUCGAAUUCUACAAGUGAUGAUGAGAGCUGGAUCGGGAUUUAGAAGAUCCCAGGAUGGUUGAAAGAGGAAAAAUAUUGUAAUCUGCCAUUUGUUAAUUUGUGUGCUGACUUAGUUGGGCCGUUGAAAGCCAUGCACUAAUUGCGAUAUAUUUGUGCAAUAUUAGUAUUCUAGAAAUCAGUGGAUGAUUCUCAAUUAUCUAUUAGUGCACUUCCAUUCCCAUUGUAUCAUCGUUCCAUUUUUCAUUUGCGAAUUUGACUGAGUUGGGUAUCAUAUCAUCGUCCUUGGUUAA